AUGGUAACUCUAAUUUCCUCUACAGCGGGGAAGUCCCAUACUCCUACAUCCGCAGCGCCGGCAGUAGCAGUAGCGACCCCGCUCCAGGACACAAUCGCUUCGAUUGAUAACGGCCUCAGCAUCCGGUACACAGAAUACUCUGACCUCUUUCAAGAACUAGAAAGGGCUUUGGGAAACAGGCGUAAUCUCCUCUUAACGAUUGAAAGCGGUAGAGGACGCAAGGGUAGAGCGAGAGAGAGAGAGAGAGAGAGAGAGAGAGAGAGAGAGAGAGAGAGAGAGAGAGAGAGAGAGACAUAG
Molecule: messenger RNA, 297 nt
Organism: Nezara viridula (southern green stink bug)
Lineage: Eukaryota; Metazoa; Arthropoda; Insecta; Hemiptera; Pentatomidae
Source: the annotation of a GenBank genome assembly